Molecule: messenger RNA, 1365 nt
Organism: Brachypodium distachyon (stiff brome)
Lineage: Eukaryota; Viridiplantae; Streptophyta; Magnoliopsida; Poales; Poaceae
Product: 2'-deoxymugineic-acid 2'-dioxygenase
Exons: 4
Coding region: 174-1166 (330 amino acids)
Source: RefSeq, a predicted model, not a curated record
GCUUCACGUCUCCAAACUCCAUUCUCCGCAGCCUUGCUACAAAAACUGUCCCUCUCCAAGCUUAGUGGUGUUGCCAACAAGAAGAGGAAUUAACUCAUUAAGAAGAACACGGUGAUAUAUCGUCGUGGUUCUUGCUUUUCUAGCUAGCUUCGGCGGUUCGGCCCCAUCGAGCCAUGGGGGAUCUUCGGCCGGAGGAAGGCGGCGGCGGCGCCGUGUCGCUGCCGGUGAUCGACCUCUCCCUCGGCCGCGACGAGGUCAGCCGCGCCGUGCUCCACGCCGGCAAGGACAUCGGCUUCUUCCAGGUGAUCAACCAUGGCGUCCCCGGGGACGCGAUCCGGGGCAUGGAGGCGCUGUGCGAGGAGUACUUCGCGAUGCCGGAGGAGGACAGGAUGGGGUUCUACUCGGAGGACAACGCCAAGGCCAACCGCUUCUUCUCCGGCAGCACCUACGACACCGGCGGCGCCAAGCUCUUCUUGUUCGACUGCCUCCGCCUCUCCUCCCCCUUCCCCAUCGACGACGACAGCAAGAACAACUGGCCCCACAAGCCUCAGACCCUCCGAUCUGAUGCUGCACGUAGGGAUGUCGUAGAGAGGUUCACGGUGCCGACGAGAGCCAUGGCGAUGGAGUUGCUCCGUUUGUUGUGCGAGGCCAUGGGGCUCCCGUCCGACUACUUCGAGGGGGGCUUGGGGACCGGCAACAUGACCAUGACCCUCAACCGCUACCCGGCAUGCCCGGACCCUGGCACGAUGAUGGGGUUGCCGCCGCAUUGCGACCGGAACCUCCUUAGCCUCCUCCUCCCUAGCGCUGUCCCUGGCCUCCAGUUCUCCCACAAAGGAAAAUGGACCGAUGUCGUUACUCUACCAAACGCCUAUAUUGUCAACUUCGGCCUCCCGCUCGAGGUAGUGACGAACGGGGUGCUGAAGAGCAUCGAGCACCGGGUGGUGACGAACCCGACACGAACGCGGAUGUCUGUCGGGGUGUUCAUCACGCCAACCCCAAACUGCCUCAUAGGCCCCGCCGAGGAGUUCCUUGGUGAGGAGAAUCCAGCACGAUACCACGCCGUCACGUUCAACGAAUUUUACCGCCUGCACAGCAUCGUUAAGCACGGGUUGUCCAGCGUCCUCACCAUCAACCGCCAUGAGAACAUUGGUAAGGAGAUGCUAUGAGUGAAGGGCCUGCAGCUACAGAUGUACGGUGAUAUGAUGAAGAUUUUAUAGGAUCAAUUGCUGCCAAUAAAGGCUAAGAGCACAGUUACAUAAGCAAUGUUGGUUAUUGUUUUCUUUGAUCGAUCGCUGGACUUAAUUAAACAGUGACAAAACUGCGAUUGCCGAAUAUAUUCAAUCUCCAUGAUAUCAUGCACGAAUA